CACGUCUGAGCGCGCGGUUCGUGUUCACCUGUAACCGAGUAGGAAUAAGCUAUCGAACGAAUGUGUAGGUAUUUUUGUCGAUGAUUGGUUUUGUAAUUCAACGACCGUGAUUCCGUGUUUUUCUCUUACGGAUCAGACGUUGGCCAGCAUCGUAUCAAGAUCGAAGAAGCUCCGGGACGAUCGAUUUACCGCUCCUCCGGCGGCAGUGCCAUGCGACCAGACUGGUCAUCGGCGGCGCUCCGCGUGACACUGGUCGUGACGUUAAUUUUCGACAAUGCGUGUGCGUCAAAAAAACAAAAACGUCAGCUGUUCCGUGAGAAUGUGUUGCCAUUUUUUGGUGGUAAAAUACCAGAUUCUGCGUUUCAUGCAGACCGCUUGGCACUAAAUAUGUUAAAUAAAGAAGGAAUAUCUGUGCCGGAUGGUAUUCUAUUCGAAGCCAGACCCAAAGAAUCGUUCCACCAAAGUCAACGGAAUGAUCCGGAACUACUCAACUCAAUAGUCAAAAUGAUCCAUACGCCAGACGGCAGGUUUGUACCUUCAGAAGGCAGAUACGAGGCUGAAAAUGAAGUUGAGUCCACGUACAGGAUCUUGAUACCUUCAAAUACGAAUAAUUAUCAUCUACCUAGGUUUAGACCGGUACCAGAAACACUACAGCUGUCUGUUCAGCAUGUUUUUGAGAGUAAUCGGUUGUCAAUAGCACCUAUUAUGGGACAAAUGGGUGUUCCAUUAUACCCUAUGUUGCAGAGUUGGAAUUUACAUGAUGCUCAACGGCCCUACAUUGACCAAUUCAAUCACAAUGUCAAUCAAAUCAUAGAUGUUCAAUCAGACGUUAACAAUAUGCAUUUGACGGGCUUUGUGUGCGAUAGAUCGGGAAAAAUAUAUCCAGAUCCAGAAACGCAAUGUCAGGUUUUUCACUUAUGCCAUUACAAUGGAUUCAGAGAGACGUUCUUUUGUCCACAAGGAACCAGAUAUGAUUCAUCAUUACACGAAUGUAGACUUUGGUACUUGACUCCCUGUUUAGAUAUGCGUAGGCCCUAUUAAGCCUAUUAUUUCAAUUUUAUUAAGUCAAUUGUCAAUAUGAAAAUAAUUUAUUAUAUAUUUUGUUUUCAAUUUUUUUCAUUAAGUUUGCAAACAAUAUUCCUGAAUGCAUCUAAUGUAUUAUAAAAUAUUAUUUUUAAGUACAAUUAAUUUAAUUCAUACAAAAAUAGAUUUAAUUGUGUAUCAGAUGCCACAAAUUA
Molecule: messenger RNA, 1238 nt
Organism: Rhopalosiphum maidis (corn leaf aphid)
Lineage: Eukaryota; Metazoa; Arthropoda; Insecta; Hemiptera; Aphididae
Exons: 6
Coding region: 211-1041 (276 amino acids)
Cellular component (GO): extracellular region
Molecular function (GO): chitin binding
Source: RefSeq, a predicted model, not a curated record